This is a messenger RNA of Limulus polyphemus (Atlantic horseshoe crab), 3173 nucleotides long. Its product is annotated as hillarin-like. The record is from RefSeq and is a predicted model, not a curated record. The coding region runs from base 183 to 2612 and encodes 809 amino acids. The transcript is spliced from 7 exons. NCBI's taxonomy places the organism in Eukaryota, Metazoa, Arthropoda, Merostomata, Xiphosura, Limulidae.
GAGGUCGUGGUAGGCUGUCGGUGUCCAGGUUGGUUAAGAGACGAAAUAUCAUUCUUUUACAAUACACGGUCUGUACUUUUUUGUGUGCUCGUAUGGGAAAAGCGCUUGGUUUUCCUUUAUCUUGAUGAUUGAGUUGAUGGAAUUUCACCCUCUUUAAUUCUUUUAAACAUAAGGUCUUCAAAAUGUCACAAAAGUAUUUGAGUCCAUAUGAACACACAUGUCUUCGGUGUGAGCAGACUGUCUACCAGGUGGACAAAGUCGGACCUCUGAAAGAUUUCUCUUUUUUCCAUCAGGGUUGUUUCAAGUGUUUGGUUUGUGGCUCCAAGCUGACUCUCAGGACUUACUACAACAACCAACAAAAUCAGGAUGACAAGGAAGUGUACUGUCAGAACCACGUCCCGAAGACGGGCCCAGGUACCUUGGACGGAAUGUCCGUGGGGAUAAAGUCGGCGCUCGCCGCACCCCGUACGAACCACCUUGUAAAUGACCAGAUUCGUGGAUCUGGCAAGGGAACGUUCGAUGUAGAUGCUAUAGGUAUUAAGACAGCCCUCUCGUCCCCUAGACCGUACGAAACUGAUAGUAGAAAUCGGGAGAGUCUGGCCGGGAAGUUUGACGCUAGUGCCCUUCACAUUGCCCACGGGAUUAAGGCUACCAAACUUCAGCAACAAUAUCGUAUCCAAUAUGCAGAACGGACAAUGGACGAAUAUCUGGACGAAGACACCCAGAGAUCUCUGGAAAUGAGACAUCGUGCCGAAGAAGAUGACCUCUACCGGCAGUUUGCAAAGAAACGAACAGAAGAAGAAACGAACGUUAAUCAACAGAUUAAAGAAGAGUGGGAAAAAGAAUUGGAGAGGUUAACAUCGAGAUUCCAACAUCAGAUGAAUAUUAGGAGAAAAAAGAUCACCACAGACGAAGAAAAAGUUCUCACUGUCCGACACCAGAAGGAACGAAAGAACCUAGAGAAAAAUAUGACUGUCAAAAUGGAUAAGAAAAAAGAGUCGUUGACGAGGAAACUUUUAGAGCAAGAGCGCAUCGCUACUGCGGAGCUGGUGGAAAAACACAGUCAGGAGAUGUUGGAUUUGAUCAAUGAGAAACGACAUGAAUUAGCAAGGCUGGAGGGUGUGUAUGAUUAUGAUGAUAAGGAUGGAUAUGUAUCUGAAGAGUUGGUUCCUUAUCCGACGCACCCUCCACCCCCAAUUCCACCAUUAACAGAUAAAGUAGAGAUCUACAGCGACCCGAGAGUUUUUUCAGAAUUGGACCAAGUUGCCAUAAACGUGGCGCAAGAAGAUCAAGUGACCUUCACAGAACUUGUUAGACUUUUAAUCAGAGAUUGUCGCUCAGAUGUUGAGAAAGCCAGAGCUCUGUUUCGUUGGAUCACGGUGAAAAACCUGAACAAUAUGACUUUUGAUGACAACCUUAACGCUGAUACCCCCAUGGGCAUCUUACGAGGAAUCAAACAUGGAACAGAAAGUUAUCAUGUGCUGUUUAAACGUCUUUGUAGUUACGCAGGCUUACAUUGCGUGGUCGUCAAAGGUUACUCAAAAAGUGCUGGAUACCAACCUGGUGUUAAGUUUGAAGACAACCGCUUUAGGAACUCUUGGAAUGCUGUCUAUGUUGCUGGAGCUUGGCGCUUCGUGCAGUGUAACUGGGGUGCGCGCCAUCUGGUAAACGCCAAGGAAGUACCAAAACCAGGAAACAAAAGCAAGUCUGACAAUUUACGUUACGAGUAUGACGACCAUUAUUUCUUAACUGACUCUAAAGAGUUCAUUUACGAAUUCUUCCCUCUUCAAGUAGAGUGGCAACUUUUGAAGAAUCCUUUAUCUCUACGGGAUUUUGAAGAACUGCCAUUUGUCCGAUCUCUUUUCUUCCGUUAUAGACUCUACUUUCCUGAUGAGAAAAACAAAGCUGUUCUUUACACAGACAGUACUGGUGCUGCCACCAUACAGAUUGGUAUGCCUAUUAAGAUGACUUCUUGCCUAAUCUUCCAUUACAAUUUAAAAAUAUUCGGAAGUGAUGUUGACUCUCAUGAGGGUGUUAGCCUCAAACGGUUUGUGAUGCAGUCAGUUGUUGAUAACAUCGUCUCCAUAAGAGUUCAUGCAGCCUGUAAUAACUCAUUCCUGUUGGAUGUUUUUGCCAAUGUCGUUACGCCACAAGAAUAUCUUACAGGAGAACCAAUGAAAUUCAAGAGCGUCGGUAAGUUCAAGAUAAUUUGCGAGGAUCUGCAAACCGUAAUGGUUCCUUUACCGGAUUGCGCUAGUGGAGAAUGGGGUCCAAUGAAAGCCAUACGGUUGUUCGGCUUGAUUCCAAUGACCCAUAAAGAUGCCUUGUUGUUCUCGUCAAGGGAAUUGGAAGUCCAGUUCCGCAUGUCGCGCCCUUUGGCAGAUUUCAUGGCAACGUUACACAAAAAUGGAAUUGAUGAAAAAAAAUUGUCUAAGUGUGUUUCUCAUAGUGUCGACGAUGAUUUUGUCUCUUUCCAUGUAUCUUUUCCAGAAGAUGGCCAGUAUGGAAUGGACAUUUACACUCGUAAUUUAACCAGCAACUUGCCAUCUUCUGAUAAACAGUUGUUAACCCAUUGUUGUAAAUACCUAAUUAAUGUGUCUAAAAGAAAUUAAUAUCCUAUUUCAACAAAUAUGUUUAAAUACAGAGAAUCGCCCGCCACGAAUUUUGUCAGAGGAACAAAAAUAUCAUAACUAAAGAAGUGUUACUGAAUAUUUCUAAGAACUGGAUCUAGCAUUGUUGAUAUAGUUUAUUUUGAAGACAAAUAACAAGUGUAACAACAUUGUUAGUUCUGAAAUGAACAUAGAACAUUGUGAAUAACCAAAAAUUUAGAGUUACAAACCAUCCAAACAAUAAGUGAAGCGGUAAAGUCAUACGAGACGGGUAGACUUGGAGUAGUAAUUUUUAUUUUGUAACGUAUAAACUUAAGAAUGGUUUCAUAGUAAUCUAUGUGAUACGUUAUAUACAAGGCCAAAGAAAGAAUAAUACCUGUACUCCAAACUACCACCCAAAAACAGAUAUUUAAGAGCACCUGAAGACUUUCCUUACACGACUGCGUAAGUGCUGGGAAGAUGAAUCGUAUUUUUUAUAGUAUGAUACCAAAACAGAAAAACGAGUAAAUCUUCACAUCUGAUUAAAAUUUUUUUAGCAAUUCAUUUCUUUCAUAAAUGUUUUUA